Branchiostoma floridae (Florida lancelet) is the source of this 3582-nucleotide messenger RNA. RefSeq lists its product as uncharacterized. Lineage: Eukaryota; Metazoa; Chordata; Leptocardii; Amphioxiformes; Branchiostomatidae. The annotation marks the transcript as partial. The transcript has 15 exons. The record is from RefSeq and is a predicted model, not a curated record.
CCAGUUUCUACUAAAUCUGGCCCUGUCUUUCACGCAUCAUAACUCAAAUUGAACUUAAGUACAUUCGUGGCAGGUGUGCUCCUUGCAAGAAUUGAUCCAAGACGUCUUGAAAUGUUUAAGCUAAGGUAAAGGAGACUUCCGGUGGAGCACAUCCGGUGUGAGGUCAUGACCUAGUGGGCGUGUUGUACCGUGCCGUGACAAGCCCGGGGUAAGAUCGGCAGAUUUCUCCGAAAUCGGCCCUGAAACUUUUGGCAGCUCUGACUACAAAAGUCAGACCGCAGCCGCAGUCUUGCCACAGUCUUCCCUAAUCACUUGGCCUCAACAGCGGGCACAGAGAGAAGUUAGGGGGAUUGGCUGUCAACGUAUACGGGCGAAGAAAACAUGGCGAAACAGUGGUUGAAUUGUGUUAUUGUUUGCGCAGUCUUCACGCUUGCACUGAGUGGCCUGGCGUCUUCCAAGUUUUCUUCGGACCGAUACUGCUCCAAGUAUCACGUACUAAACGAACCCUGGAGAAGUGCCCAAGCUAGAUCCCUUGAUCUGUACGGAAGACACCACUGUGACAACAAAGACGGGUUCCAGACCACCCGAUGGUACAGAUUCAUGGGGGAGGCAGGCACAACCAUGCCGACGAAACCACCACCUUCUUCCCACCGCUGCGGCUCGGACGCCCCCGUCUGGAUGAAUGGUAUCAACCCGACGUACGAAGACGGGGUGGUCGAGCGCCAGGUUUGCGCACGGUUUGAUAAGAAAAUAUGCAGAUGGAGGUGGAACAUACGCGUAAAGCGAUGUCCCGAGGGUUUUCUCAUCUACAAGUUGAAACCAGUGAAAGCCUGUAGUCUGACGUAUUGUGGUCUAGGCAUUCAAAAUAUGACGGUUGAUGACGUCACCAGGCCUGCAUCAAAUGAGGAUGAAGAUGGCUCUGGUGCGUUGGACAAUCGCAAAGAAGAUGUUCAUCCCGCCUGUCACCACUACAUUACUUUGGAUGAGCCACAGAGAAGCGUACACUAUCAAGUAGAUCCAAACACAGCUACAAACACUCUUCUAUGCGACAAAAGAAGCGGGUUGCAGCAUGGGUCUUGGUACCGCUUUGUGGGGGAGGGGGGUGUCAUCAUGGCGACGGAGCGCCCCCUAUCGACUCAUCGCUGCGGUACACACGCUCCUGUUUGGAUGAGAGGACCGCAUCCAACCAUAGAGGAAGGUGUCGUCACCCGGACAGUGUGUGCGUUUUGGGAUGGCAACGAUUGCAAGUGGUCUUGGGAAAUCAAAGUUUUGUCGUGUCCCGGAGAUUUCUUCGUCUACAAGCUGAGAAAAGCAACACAGUGUAUUCUGGCUUACUGUACAACAGAUGGAGCCCCACAGACGACAGUGCCUUCCCCUACACCUUCCAUGUCUGUUGAAUUAUUGAAUGAUGAGGAUGAUGAAACUGGGUCUGGGGAGCCGCACUUUGAAGACGUACCUGCAACUGAAAGCCCUGAUAACGCAAAAGAUGUGGGCGCUGGAUCACCUCACACCCCAGAGCGCAGGACGUCAUACCUAACUCAUCACAAGGGAUGGGACUACUACAAAGUACCUGUGAUCGGAAAGAUGACAUCAGCCAACGUGAAGGCAGCCUGCGAGGCAGCCGGGUACGUGACACCUUGUUCAGGAGACAGCGAUUGCAUGCAUUCCUCGUCGGAGUGCGUCCUUACGGGGUUGGAAGACUGCUACAACCCGAUGAAUGAAGUAGCUCAAGAGAUGUGUGGUACUAGACCAUACGGCUGUGCAAAGCUGCAGGGCGUUUACCAGUACAUGAACACGUGGAGUAAAGGCGCCGCCUGUGGUGUAGAGUCAAAACUGUGGUGUACGAUUGGUUCUAAAUGGGAGGACCGGUACGCCUUCUGUGCAGACUGGAACGCUACAACCGCUACACCCCAAGCUACAACCGCUGCACCCCAGACUACAACCACUACAGCACCGGCUACAACUACCGCUAGAGAUUCAAGAAACUGCUGUGGUAAGAUUUUGCGACAGGCGACGGAAGUAGUUGACCAGUCCAGCGACUACAGAGUUCCAGAUGGCUGGACUAUGUGCUACAUCGACGAACGUGACACCGCACAUCACAAAACCCCGUGUCGGGACCUGCUCCAGGGUAUUCCCGGCUACGAAGAUGCGGAAGAACUGCUCGCAGCCGGGGGAAACUUCGGGUGCUGGCACGGUACCACGGGUAACUCUCACGGACCGGCUUUCGCAACGAAUAAUGUCAUUGAGAACAGCUGUAAAGAUGGUGUGCAACAGGAGACACGACUGAAAUCGUGGAACGUUCGAACAACAACACUUGGCGUCUGCAUCAAAGGCAUCACUUGUGAUGAAGCCCCAGAGACGACAGUUCCUCCUCCUAUACCUUCCAUACCUGAUGAAGUACUGAGUGAUGAUGAGGAUGAUGUUGGGUCUGGGGAGCCGGAUGACAAAAUCACCAGAAAGAAUCUAGCUCUUGGCAAAAGAACGAAGCAGUCGUCUCUCUGGGACGCGGGGUACUCGCAGAACGCGGUUGACGGUGACCGCAGCACUAACUGGUACAGUGGGUCCUGUACUCACACCGAGGUCACCCUUCGUGACAACGUCUGGGACAUCGGCACAACAGAUCCCUGGUGGUACGUGGAACUCGAAUCCUCGCAUCCAAUCGGAAAAGUCGUCAUCGUGAACCGAAGAUCACCGAAACACUCCGUAACCUCACGAAUUAAUCCGUUCGAGAUUCGUAUCGGGAAUUCGAAAGACGUGACGGCGAAUCCGAAGUGUGGAAGGCGACAUGUUUUCCCCGGGGAUGAAGACGUGAUGGAGGUAUCGUGCGGAGGGAUACAGGGAAGAUACGUCGGGAUACGCCUCCCCGGAGAGAACAGAAUCCUGACUCUGUGUGAGGUUGAAGUAUAUGCAGAUGAAAAUGCACUGCCAACAACUGUACCAUUUCCUAGUGAUGAUGAAGACGAUGUAGGUUCCGGUGAUUCAGUUGAUGAUGGACCUUGUACCAAACACUAUAAAUUUGAUGAUGCAUGGAGAGAUGUAAGCAAUGGUCGUGAUAAUAAGUGCGACAGGAGUGGUGACCUAAAGCAUGGUGAAUGGCAUCGCUUCUCGGGAAGUAGAGGCAGCAUGAUGAUACCCACGGAGCGCCCCCUAACGACUAAUCGCUGCGGUACACACGCGCCCGUUUGGAUGAAAGGAAAGCUUCCAACCGUAGAGGAGGGUGUUGUCACCCGAGCUGCGUGUGCGUUCUGGGGCGAGGAUGAAUGCAACUGGUCUUGGGACAUUGACGUCAUGGCAUGCCCUGGUGGUUACUUCGUCUACAAGUUACCAAAACCUCCAGUUUGUCAUCUUGCUUACUGCACAACAUAUGAUACUCCACAGCCUUCGCCAACAAUGAUUCCGGCCAUAUCUGACGGUUCGCUGAGUGAUGAUGAGGAUGAGGUUGGGUCAGGGGAGCCGGACGAUAAAGAUGUAAACCCACAAACAACAAUGCCAUCGACGACGACGAUUCCUACCCCAACUGAAGAUCCAUCCAGUGAUGCUAAUGAAGACGAUGCUGAUUCCCGGAGAGUUGAGGGUUCAGUU